Molecule: messenger RNA, 2078 nt
Organism: Eimeria acervulina
Lineage: Eukaryota; Apicomplexa; Conoidasida; Eucoccidiorida; Eimeriidae
Exons: 1
Biological process (GO): regulation of transcription by RNA polymerase II
Cellular component (GO): nucleus
Molecular function (GO): transcription cis-regulatory region binding
Source: RefSeq, a predicted model, not a curated record
AUGGGCCUCCCUUCACCAGCAGCAGUGCCCGGAACUACGCCGGCCUCUGUACAGAGACCUUUCUUUAAUCUUUCUACAGAUUCUUCUACCUCUUUAAUUGGAGAUGAUUUGAAUACUAGUUUAUUUAGUCGUUCCGGCUGGCCGCAGCAGCCGUCUCGCAGCGGAACAGGAGCAGCUGCAUUGCAUUCAGCAUUUUAUGAUGAAAGUGCUCCUAAGCGUAAUGUGUUAAAAAGUAAGAAGCACAGUACUUCUUUCUUACGCUCUAUAUCUUUCUUAUCUAUUAUAGCCCUCGUCUCUUCUCUAACAAUCAUAUUCCUUAUCUCCCGCUGCAGAGAGGUACAUCAGCUGCAUACUGGUCGUCGGCUUGCUGCUCGAAAUCCUAAAGAAAAGCCGCACACUUCUUCAUCUGCUGCUGGUGCUUCGUCUUCUUCUGGAGCUUCCUUUGAGUUAUGCGAUGAUGGAUCAACUGAUGCAUCUUCUGCUGCAUCUUCCUCACAGGGGCAAUCCACAGAGCCCUUUGAAGAUGAAGGACAGACUUCACCUCCUGCUGCUGCUGCUGCUGCUGCUGCUGCUGCUGGGCAGAGUGCACACGAUAGCUCAGGUGCAUAUGGGUCCCAAAGGAGGGGAAGAGGAAGGGGUUCUCGGGUGGGGGGCCCCCAGAGAGAUGAUACACAGUUAACAGGAAGGAGAGGAGGGAGGCCUGGACGCAGCAGCGGCGGCAACGGUAGGGGCGAUCGCAGCAGCAGCAGCAGGGGUGAUCGCAGCAGCACCUCUACUGCAGACAGCAGAAACAGCAGAACCAGCAGCAGCGGCGAACCAGAAGCUAAGAGACCGAGAGGUGGCCGUCCAACAACGCGCAGAGACACCGUAAGGGAGCGGCUCCUGCAGCAGCAGCAGCAGCGGCAGCAGCAGCAGCAGCAGCAGCAGCUCCAGCGACAGCAGCAGCAGCAGCAGCAGCAGUUACUGUAUCAACAGGAAGAGUGGACAGGUGGAAGAAGAUGGACCCACUACUCGUCCACUUGGUCGACGGAUCCCUUUAGGGGUCCGCCUGCUGCUCCACCUGCUGCUGUGCGCCCCCCUCCAGCUGAUUCUGCGCGUUUUGGUGCACCUGGUGCUGCACCUGCUGCUUCUAGACCUGCUGCUGCACCUGCUGCUGCGGAAGGGUCUGGGCGUCCUGUGCGGCUGCCUGCUCGUUUGCAGCAUAAGCAGGAAUCUAGAGCAGUAUCAUCGGCUGCUAGCGCGCUGCUGUUUCUGCAUAUAACGCAGCCAGACGAUCAGCACCAGCAGCAGCAGCAGCAGCAGCAAGAAGCGAAUGGAGGAACACCAACGAAGCAGAACGGCCAAACGCCGGCAGCCAAUGGGGCUUCGUCCCCAGCGAAGCAGCAGAGUGACGAGCAACAACAGCAGCAGCAACAACAGCAGCAGCAACAACAGCAGCAGCAACAACAGCAGCAGCAACAGCAGCAGCAGCAACAGCAGCAGCAGCAGCAACAACAGCAGCAACAACAGCAGCAGCAAGAAAUACAACAGCAGCAACAGCAGCAGCAGCAAGAACAAGCAAACGAACAGCAACAACAGCAAGAAGAACUCCAGCAACAGCAGCAACAGCAGCAACAAGAACGACAAGAUCUACAGCACCAACAGCAGCAGCAGCAACUGCAGCCUCCACCUUAUUGGCAGCAGCCGCAGCUAAUGCAGCCUCCUUAUUGGCAGCAGCAACCCGUGCAGCAACCGCAGGUGUUGCUGCAGUUUCCGCAUUCGCAACAACCGCCUCAGCCAUCACCAAAUGCGCAGCAACAGCCCUUCCUGCUGCUGCAGCAGCCGCAAUCGCAGCCGCAGCUCCCCUUGCUGCUGAUGCCACCGCAUCAAGAGUCUCAGCAGCAGCUGCAAGUGCAGCAUCCAUCGCUGCUGCAGACUUUCGGGCAACAACAGAUAUUUCUGCAGCAGCAGCAACAAACACAACAGUCAGUAGUUGUAGUAGUAAAGGAGCAACAGCAGCAGACGCAGCCACAGCAGCAGACGCAGCAACAGCAGCAGCCGCAGCUGCAGCCACAGCAGCCGCAGCCGCAGCCACAGCA